AAAUGCGUGCUUUUAUUGUCUUGUGUUUGGUGGCUGUUGCCUGUGCCGAUAAAUUGGGCUACAACUAUAAACCUGUUGACCACUCCACUUCAGGAUUAUCAUUCAAACCUGGUGUAGUCAGCGGCGGUGACUACUUUUACCCUGGCGAUGAUAUUACAAACUUGCGCGAGCUUACCCAAACAGGAACUGUUGGCGGUGGUAACUUGGUUGGUGGUGUAGUGAGCGGCGGUGAUAUUCUUAACAUUAAAGGUGGAGUUAAUGCUGGUACCACCUACACUGCCCCCGCCGAAUUGGAAAAGGAGUUCUACACUUUCACCGCUCCUGAAGCUGAAUUUGUUGAUGCCGAUGCUGCUCAACGCGUUGCCGGUAGCUUGAAACAAGGUCUCCGUGUCAUCUUCAUCAAGGGCCCCGAAAACAAUGGUUUGGAAAAUGCUGCCUUGGCUUUGGCCAAACAAGCUGCCCAACAAGAAACCGCCAUCUAUGUCCUCAACAAACAAGCCGACCUCAACAGCUUGGCCAACAAACUUAACACCAUCAACUCAGGCAAUAACCAGAAACCCCAAGUCCACUUCGUCAAAUAUCGCACCCCUGAAGAUGCCGCCAAUGCCCAACGUGCCAUCCAAAGCCAAUACGAAUUCUUGGGCGGUCGCUCCCUCAGUGUCAACGGUGGUGUUGCUCCCGUUCUUAACUUCGCUUCUCAGACUACUGUUGACGUGCGAACUUCCCCCGCCCAAGUGCCAGAGAAAUCAUACUUGCCCAGCUCCAUCUUCCGUCGCGUCUAAAUUCAUUAGUUUGUUAUAGUUAAUGCUAAUUUAGGACCAUU
Messenger RNA from Musca vetustissima, 823 nucleotides. RefSeq lists its product as uncharacterized. The transcript has a single exon. Lineage: Eukaryota; Metazoa; Arthropoda; Insecta; Diptera; Muscidae. The record is from RefSeq and is a predicted model, not a curated record. The coding region runs from base 3 to 782 and encodes 259 amino acids.